This is a messenger RNA of Mytilinidion resinicola, 1513 nucleotides long. RefSeq lists its product as uncharacterized. Lineage: Eukaryota; Fungi; Ascomycota; Dothideomycetes; Mytilinidiales; Mytilinidiaceae. Bases 33 to 1481 code for a protein of 482 amino acids. The transcript has a single exon. The record is from RefSeq and is a predicted model, not a curated record.
GUCCAAGUAGUAAUUAUAUCAUCAAGUCGAGCAUGUGCCAUGAAUAUUCUCGGUUUGUGUGUGCGAAAACGAGAUGUCGUAGAGCUGUCGACUAUCUACACGGUCCCUGGACAUCCACGAAAGUAUCCACCACAUCGAUCGAGACGUCCGCGACAUCAGUCGCACCAUCCAUAACGUCAUUCGCCAUUUCUACGAUCGCGAGAUUUCCCACCGCUUUCAAUGCCUCCCAUACUUCGGCGAGCUUUCCCAUAGCUCCGCGCCCUUCGGAUUGUCCUGAUCGAAAUGGAACAACCUAUUACUCGUACCAAACGAGCUUUGAGGUUGGUUGCGACAUCACGCGUGCCGGGGACUUACUAGAUACUGUCUGGACAGAGACAUUCGAGUAUUGCAUGGACUACUGUGACAUUUCAGCAGCGUGUGUGGAUGUCUCUUUCUACCCCUUCGGUGCAUCACUGCGCACAUACCCGACACAGUAUCGCUGCGAGUUGAAGAGCACACUUGGGCCUAGCACCAACGCACCAAAUGUGUGGGCAGCACAAGUGAUUCAAGUGUUUUCAACUUCCGAGACACCACUUCCCUCGUCCACUGGAGUCUCGGGUUUCGUGUCACUUGACGCCUCGUCCACUGCGCUUGUAAUCCCCGAGAAAUCCCUCACUUCGUCUACCCAGCUUCCAAGUUCAGACACACUGGUGGCUGUACCUACCGAGACCCUGGAUAUAGAGUCGGCACUCCCUUCACCGUCACAGCUUCUGAGUUCAGAGGUGUCCCUCACGUCAUUCACUGAGCUUUCAGCUUUUGAGACCCCACUCUCUUCGUCCAUUAGUUCUUCAUACUCAGAGACGACUUCCGCUUUACCUGUUGAAUCUCCAACCUCAGAAACAUCGCCUAGCUCGUCUACUUUCCCUUCAACUACGGAGACAUCGCUCGCAUCACCCAUCAUGCAUCCAACCUCCGCACUCUCCCUCCUCUCACUCAUCGUGAGCACAUCUUCAACAACCCCUCCCACCCUGCCCCAUUUCCCCCUCACCAUCCAAACAACCCCCUCGCCAUCACCUCUCUGCCCAAGCAUCAACGGCGAAACCUACAAACCACCAGACUCCCCCGUCUCCUUCUACAUCCACUGCAACACGACCUUCCACGGCCGGAUCGCCGAAACGUACAAAACGAACACCUUCCACAGCUGCAUCGACAAAUCCGUGGACGAGGCUAAAGAGGGCAGCUGCGUGGGCGUGCGCUAUACGGCAGGCCUGUGUGAGCUGCUGAGUUUCGAGAUGGAGUCUGUGGAGUGGACUGGGGAGCAGCUGAUCGCGGUCGUGGAUUGGAAAGAGAAGCUUUUGCAUCCGACUUCGUCGUCGUCUAGGCCGGCGUUUGUGCUGGAGACGGCGCACGCUGCGGAUGUUGGGGGGAGGGUGGGAGAAAGGGCGGGUGGAGACCGAAACGAAAGGGCGGAAGGCAAUAUCAGGAGGAGCCAUCGAGGAUAAGGGAUAUGAGGAUCUGGGGAUGAGGCGGUGCA